This is a messenger RNA of Corylus avellana, 2249 nucleotides long. RefSeq lists its product as uncharacterized. Gene Ontology annotation, cellular component: membrane. The record is from RefSeq and is a predicted model, not a curated record. Gene Ontology annotation, molecular function: protein binding. Lineage: Eukaryota; Viridiplantae; Streptophyta; Magnoliopsida; Fagales; Betulaceae.
AUGGCCAGUGAAUAUUUGAGUCCCUUUUCAGGUCUGAAGAAGCCUUAUCAGGCAGCUUUGAAUGGAGACUGGGAGGCCAUGAAGAGCUUCUACGACAAACACCCAAAGCAUGUCGUUCGGCCUCUGACGAUCGACGGGCUCACUGCGCUUCAUAUUGCAGGAUAUACUAGUGAAGGAACGGAACUGCUUCAGCAUUUGCUUGGUCUCCUACCACCCUCCGAGAUACCUCUUGCCAUAUCUAAGAAGAGCGAUCACCAUAACAAUGUUUUUCACGAGGUCGCCUCCACCAACAAUGUUGCCUCAGCGAAACUCUUGAUCACCGAACUCUCUCAAAACAAUCUGCCCGAGCUGAAAAUGAUACUCGAGGAUCGUAAUCAACUUGGUGAAACCCCGCUGUUCAGGGCAGCUGCCCUUGGUCAGACAAAAAUGGCCAAAUUUUUGGCUAAAUUAGUUGGGGAUCAUAUAAGUCCCCACUUCCAUAGACAUGACAGCAUGUCCAUUCUCCAUGCUGCUGUGUUAGGCCAACACUUUGAAACCGCCAUUUGGUUACUAGGGAAGGACAAGACACUUGGAACAAAAAAGGAAAUCAAUGGCAUGACAUGUCUUCACCUGCUAGCGAAAAUGCCUUCUGCUUUCAGGAGUUCAUGCAACAUGGGAAAAGUGAAGAGACUCCUCUAUCAUUGCCUUCCUGCCCAUCUGGAUGAUGACGAUGAUGAUGUUGAAAAUAGUAAUGAAGUUCAAAAAACAUCAAGUCAAAUGGAAUAUUUGGAGAGAGGCAGCCAGGAUACCAGUAACCUCCGCCAAUCAAACAAACAUCCACCAGCAAUUUCAAGAAAAUACUAUGCUAUGCAUGUGUGGAGGGGCCUAGCUAAAGAAUGGCCGGCUAUCGAUGAAAUAUGGAAGGUGAAGAGUAAGCAUAAUUCAGCUAUUGAACUUACCAAGUUGCUAGCGAAGAUGGAUACCACAUGGACAAGCAGUUUAAAACUAGAAGACAGGCCCAUUUCCUUGGGAAAAGGAUCAGACUCUUUGGACGACAAAUCCAACUCCAUAGAAGGAGGCGCCGAUGAAGGAGGAGGAGGAGAUCAAACACCGGACACCCCAUUGCUUAUUGCGGCGAGCGAAGGAAUAGUAGAAAUAUUUGACGAGAUACUUGAUGCGCAUCCUCAGGCAAUUGAGCACAUUAGUAAGGACGAGGUAACUAUAGUGGUUGCGGCCAUUCGCCACCGUCAAAGAGAAAUAUUUCGGCGUCUAAAGAUGACGAAAGGGGUAAUGGAACAUCGGUUGUUUUCACUGAUUGAUAAGCGAGGCUACACCAUAUUGCAUCACGCUGCAGACAUGAAGAACUAUAAUGGAGGGACUCGCGCUGGUCCUGCACUCCAAUUGCAGGAGGAGUUGCAAUGGUUCGAGCGUGUGCGAAAGAUAGUUCCCUCUCAUUAUGUCAUGCACCGCAACAAUGCCGGUAAGACUGCAGACGAGCUCUUCAAAGAGCAACAUGCCGGCCUUCUCGAGAAGGCGGAAAGGUGGAUAAAGGAGACCUCUCAAUCGUGCUCUGCAAUCGCAAUCCUUGUCUCCACGGUUGUUUUCACGGCUGCUUUGACCGUCCCAGGAGGUAACGAUCAGACGGGUCAUCCAAUAUUCCUUAAUUCUCCCUUCUUCUUAUUCUUCAUCAUCAUGGACGUAGUCUCCCUUGCUAGCUCCUUGACUUACGUCGUCAUGUUCCUCUCCAUCCUCACAUCUCCAUUUAAGCAAGAAAAUUUCCUCCAAUCUCUCCCUCGAAAGCUCAUGAUUGGCUUCACCUUACUCUUCCUCUCCAUCACAACCACUAUGCUUUCUUUCACGGCCACCAUUUUUCUCAUUAGUCAUUUUGAGAAGAAAGCUUUGACUGUCACUCUCAUUAACAUUGCUGUGUUGCUUCCCGUCUCCAUCUUUGCGCUUAUGCAGUUCCCCUUGUAUGUUGCACUCUCCAAUAAUAUGCAUUCCCUUUUCAAGAAAAUUAUGAAGAGGUCUCUUCGCCAGACUUCCAUUCCUCGUUUUUCCAACCGGUAACCGCAAGACAUGUACGUUAAGAUACGAUCAAUGAGAGAGUUUUGUGUUUCUCACAGGUUAGCCUGCAAGCAGCAAUAACUCUUUUCGGGAUAUUGGAAAUUUGGACAUGGUUGUGUACUUUUAGUUCCCAUUAUGAACUAUAUGUCAUUUGUGAUUAUACUUGAUUUAUAUAGUCUUAUACCUAUGCAACGGCACAACCUAAA